CCGUUUAUGAAAUGGCAUAAAUAUGAACGAUUUUUGUUAUACAGAUGUAUUUGCGAUAUCUCUUAUGGUUUUGUACAUACUUUGGACCAUGUCCAGAUACUGAUUACCAAGGACCAUGUCCGUCCAAGUGGAUUGUGCUCCUUGUAUGCUCUGCUCAUAGUGAACUCCUGCUUAUCUGAGGGUUUAUUUUCUUUGACGUCUGCCUUAAAUGCAUUUCUGUCAGUUUAUUUUAGAAAGAAUGUCAAUUUUGGAAACAAAGACUGGAAACUACUUCUUUUACUUAGUCUUGGACCAUUUUUAAUCGCCGUACUAGUGUGUUCUUUGAACGUUUUAGGUCCAAAUGGAUUUUUUUGUGCCUUUGAUUCUGUUAAAGGUGUCAUUGCCAACGCUGUAAUGAGCACUGGUCUGACUAGCGCCAUAUUGGUAACACUUUCCACCUUAUACGUGUUAACAUGGUACCGAAUUUAUACAGAAACAAAGAAACGUAAAACUCAACUAAACAAACACGGAAGUGCAAGAAGUGCAACAUUGAAAUCUGCGAAGUCCAUGUGCUUGUUUGUGGUUGUUUAUAUCAUUCAAUGGACGCCCCUGAGUGUAUAUGGCACAUGGCAACUAAUAUCAGACGUUCCGUUUGGACUAUUUUUAGCAGUUGUUAUCAUGACAAAUCUUAGUGGUGUUUUCAGUGGAACAAUCUGUCUGUUCAACAUGUCAAACAAAAAUUCUGUUUCAAACCAAGGUCAUGGAGAAACAAAUCUGGACAUGGCAGCUAGCAAGGGCAGAUCUACGUAUUAUACCGACCAGAAUCGUGGAGAAAGAAAACAGGACAUGAGAGAAAGCCAGAGUAAAUCAACGGACUAGAGGUGUGCUAUUUUAUAGGAGUUCUAUAUUUGAAUUUCUACAAAUACUUCAAUGUGAUUGGUCCGUCAGAAUAUUUGUCCUUGGUUUACACUUCAAUAGACCAUGCAGCCGAAACUACUUUCAUAAGUGAUGUUACUAGUGUGUUGAUUUCAUUGUGAUGAAGAAAGUUGAGAUUGAAAGACAAACAUAACAAAUGUUGGGUUGAGAAUUAUAAAUAUUAAACUCAUUUUUCUAGAGGUUAUUGAAGUGAAACAUGAGAUUCUGGCUCACAUACUUUUGUCUGUGAGUUA
Messenger RNA from Mytilus californianus (California mussel), 1148 nucleotides. RefSeq lists its product as uncharacterized. Gene Ontology annotation, molecular function: G protein-coupled receptor activity. Bases 7 to 858 code for a protein of 283 amino acids. Lineage: Eukaryota; Metazoa; Mollusca; Bivalvia; Mytilida; Mytilidae. The transcript is spliced from 2 exons. Gene Ontology annotation, cellular component: plasma membrane. The record is from RefSeq and is a predicted model, not a curated record. Gene Ontology annotation, biological process: adenylate cyclase-activating G protein-coupled receptor signaling pathway.